This is a messenger RNA of Spodoptera exigua (beet armyworm), 2879 nucleotides long. NCBI's taxonomy places the organism in Eukaryota, Metazoa, Arthropoda, Insecta, Lepidoptera, Noctuidae. The record is from the annotation of a GenBank genome assembly.
CUUGGCAAUACUUGAAUGUAAAUGUCUGCCAGCAAAAGUCUGCAGUGUUCUGGCAACAUCAGACAUCAAACCCAGCGGUCAACGCAGAAUAUGGCCGCUUCAGGCAAGUCUAAAAAGAAGGCGAAAUGGAUACCGGCCAGCAUUACUGAUAUCAUCGCGGAACCAACGACUAUUCCGACAACCCACAAUUGGGCAGACUCUGUUGAUGAAGAACCUGAGAAUGCAUAUGGCGGAGGGUACCAGUCUCGGCCUAGAGCGCCGGUCGUGUUGCCGUCAGCGUCGCGGGCGGCGCGUGGCGGCCUGGCCGUGGACGAUGAGUCUAUCCCCCGGCGCCCACCGUUUACUGCACACAUUUCCAACCUACCGUAUGAUGUCGACGAAAGUGCGAUCACUGAAUUGUUCGCGGGACUUAAGAUAACAAAUUUGAGACUGCCGCGCGAGGGCGACCGUCUCAAAGGAUAUGGAUGUGUCGACUUUGAAGAUAGAGAAGGGCUGAUAAAUGCCAUGAAUAUUCCUGACCUGACAAUUGGGGGCAGGAGAAUACGCAUAGAGCUGUCGACACAGGACAAUGACCGUCGGAUGGGAAGGGGUCGCAACGACCGCGACAGGGAAUAUGACCCAGAAAGGACCAUGGGUGACUGGCGAUCUGGACCACGUGCGAUGCCCGAGCCUUCAGGCCGACCGCGCACCGAUGAACGACGCAUGGAUCGUAGUAACAUGGACCGUGAUCGUGAUCGCGAACGUGACUCGAGUGCCGAUAACCGCCCCGGCGGAUGGCGUGACGGCGACCGUCCAGCUCCGCCCGAGCCUGCAAGAACACCCUACGGUGGACGUGACUCGUUCGGACGCGACCGCUAUGGAGAGGGUAGAGAACGCGGUGGUGGGUUCGGAGGUCGUGAGGACCGUCCAGAGCGCAGUGGGUAUGGUGGCAGAGACGGAUUCCGUACAGCCGAACGUGAUGGAGGCGGCUUUGGAAAUAGAGAAGGCAGAGGUUUCGGUGGCAGAAACUUCGGAGAUCGUGACCGUGACCGUGAUCCGCCACCCCGAGAAGAUACAAAACCAAGAGAGCGACCAAAGCUCAAUUUGCUGCCUCGUACAGUCCCACGCGACCCAGAGGUACCUACUAAGCCGGCUGAUGGUGCUGUGGGCGAGAAACUUCCUGAAAAGGCAGCACCAAAGCCUGUGCCUGCUGAAAAAGUUUUUGGUGCCGCAAAGCCAGUUGAUACUGCAGCUAAAGAGCGUGAAAUAGAGGAACGUUUGCGGAAACAGCAAGAGGAAGAAGCCCGGCGUGCUGGGGAAGACAAAGAGCGCUGGGGUCGAAGGAACGACCAUUCUGGUGAUCGUCGUCCUGCACCAAAACGAGAUGAUCGUCCAAGAGAUUCACGCAACUACAAUCGUGAGAAACGCGAUUACUCUAAAGAAGACCCACGGGAGUAUAACGAUCGCGACAGACGGGACUAUAGGGACGACAGAGAUCGCCAUGGCGAGCGUGACGACCGAGACAAGCGAGAACCAGAGCGAGACAGACGUGACUACCGUGACGAACGCGAUCGUCGCGAUAAAGAUGAGCGUCGAGACUCUUCUGGCGAUCGACGAGACCGCCGCGAUUAUUCGCCAGAUCGCCGCCCCCGUCGCAAUUCUGGUGACAGACGCAGGGAUGCCUCUCCAGAACGACGUCGUGAUCCUUCCGGCGAUAGACGCCGCGACUACUCCGCCACUCGAGAUGACGAUCGCCGUCCGCCAUCGCAUGAGCGCAACGGACGUUCGCGUCCCAGUCGCUCGCGCGACAGGCAUGACGACACCGAUGAUAGAACCAUGCCCAAGUUAAAAGAGCAGGAGAAACCGAACUUCGUUGCCUCCAACAAGUUUAGUUUCUUAGAAGCCGCCGAUGACGGCGGGUCUGAUUAGCACGAGCAAAAAGUUUGUGUGCGCGCUACAAAUUAGUGUCCAUUUUACAGUUGACUCGAGUGUAAAGUGUAAAUUUACGAGUAUCAAAGUGUCUAACGUGUAGAACAGACUCGAUAAAGCACGGAGACAAUCUAAAAUUGUGCUGAUGAAAUAGAACUUGAUUUGAUAGUCACUAGUGCGGUGUGGAUAUACGUGUAUAUUAAUAGGAUUGCUAAUGCUCACACUGCUUCGAUGCAGGCCCCAGUCUUUGUUGUAGUCUCUAAAAUCAUAAUUUUGCUUUUACUACACUUAUCUGGGAAAGAUAUUUCAGCACAGAAUGCUUACAAUAAAUAAGAUACUGCAGCAAAGACUGGGGCUCGUAUGUGACCAUGUUGUACUGAUUUGUGUAAAAUUUUCUAUGGGUUUGUUAUUUACCUACUAUAUUAUAAUGUUAAUGUGAAUGGUUGCAAACAGUAAAGAUUUAAGAACUGCAUAUAUUCCAUAAAAUUUUGAUGUGAACAGGUUUAGGUCAGGUGCUGCUCCUUCAUGCCUCUAUUUUUGUGAAUAAUUAAUAUUUCAUUAUUUUAUAUUAUUCCUUUUUGAAGGAAUUUAUCUGCAGUUGAUUGCAUUACAACCAUAGGGAAUCUGAUUUUUCUAUAUUUUAGAAUUUAUGUCUUAUGUUUAAAAUAUUUAGUCGAUUUAGAUUUAUUAGAACAUUAAUUGUAUUAUUUAUCUUUACACUCAAAAUUCAUUAAAAUAAUCAAGUAAGAUUUAAGCCUCAAUAUUUCUAUUGUGCAAGUAUGCAUACAGAUGUGCCUGCCUUAAUCGUGAUGAAAUACAGUUGUUGAUAACUAAUGGUACCUAUUAAAUCUGAUUAGGGCUUGGUCACAAUAUAAUUCGAUGGUCAAACGUUACGACGUUUUAUUUGUAAUAUGGUGAAAUUUGUUUUGAACUAAUUGUAUAUCAAUUAAUAAAAUGAUUACCCUUUUUAC